AUGUUGUCACCUGUAAAUUGUUAUGACGAUAAUGGAGAGGGAAAGAAUAAUUCCAUGUCUUUUUUAUGUAAUCAUUUUCUUUUGAAUGUGUUUGAAGGUUGUGCAGGAAACUCCAUUUUAGCUGAAAAUAUCCAUUUACAAACAUGUUUAGAAGAAUCUCGAUCGUUCUUUUUUGAAGAAGAUUUUAUUUCUUUGGUUGUUGAUGCACCCAGUGAAGUUGUUACAAAGAAAGGAGACGGCACCUCGACGUUUUUACCAAAAGAUCAAAGUUGCAAUGUGGACAUUUACAUUAUCUGUUCUUCAGAAGAUAUUGAUUCCUGUUCCCUGCUAAAAAAUAUCAUUACGUCGCAAAAUGGAUCGCAAUAUACUGUGAAGGUCUCGACAGACGAAAAUGCUUCCACUAGGUUAACGUAUUUAGACAAAGCUUGGUUAAUCAUUCCCUUGUUGUCUAGCAGUUUCAUGCAAUGCCCAGAAUUGGUUCAUGAACUGAAUAUCGCCUGGUGUCGUCAAAGAGAUUGUUUAAGCUUGUGUUUUCUGGCAAUUGUUUUAGAACAGUUACCAAAUAAUCCAACUUAUGUCAGUCUGUUUCCUUGUUUUUUCAACUGCGAAGAUGGCCGCUGGGUCAAAGAUCGUGAAACGCUUAAGCUAUUUCCUUCAGAUGAACUAACUCGUGUUUAUAAAAGCUGUCAAUGCCCUCUUAAUGUUGUACUUUGCUUCAUGACUGUAGUAGAUCAUAUACAGCAGUGGCAUAAUGGUAGCCAUUGCCUUGUGCUUGGCACACACAACAAAUUAUUUAAUUGUCUUCAUUUAAAUGCAUGCAUUCAACAACAUAAAGAAGUAUCAUCAAAGUGUAAUGAAGAAGCACAGGAAAAAGAGGUUGUUUCUAGCACUUGUUCAACGAAAGGAAACGAUAAGAUAACUGAUGAGACGGCUCGUGCUGAUGAUGAUGAUAAUUUGAAGCCAUCUGCACCAAAUGAAUGUCAAAACCAAGAUUCGCUUAUUUCUAGCACUUCUAAUUCUAGAAGUACGACUGCAGAGAAAGAUGAAGUACCAACUGAACAAGGCAAUGGCGUAGUUCGUGCUGAUAAUGAUGAUAGCUGCUUAAGGCCAUCUGGAGCAAUUGAAAGUCAAAACCACCAUUUAGUUUUACCACAAGAAAUAAAACAUCCUGACAAACCAAGCUCAGAUGUGAAAGUGAUCGAGUCGCAGCAGAUGUCCAAUAUUGAAAAUAUUGACAACCAUAGUGCUGACGAUUUGGGUAAAGAAACAUCAGUUAAGAGCAGGCAUGAAAAGAGACUGCUUAGAAAGAAUGAUCUUCCUUUUCGUGUAUAG
Molecule: messenger RNA, 1332 nt
Organism: Dendronephthya gigantea
Lineage: Eukaryota; Metazoa; Cnidaria; Anthozoa; Malacalcyonacea; Nephtheidae
Exons: 2
Coding region: 1-1332 (443 amino acids)
Source: RefSeq, a predicted model, not a curated record